AUGCCAAGGGCAGAAAAAAAAUCACCACCAAAGCCCCUCAGAGUACUCAAUAUCAACUUCCAAUCUAUCAGAAACAAAAAACAUCUCCUCUGCAAUAUCUUAGAGAGUUCUAAACCUGACAUCAUCCUAGGCACAGAAACAUGGCUAAACCCAAAUAUCGGUGAUGCAGAAAUAUUUCCUCCUGACUUUACCAUCUAUAGAAAUGAUAGAAAAAAGGAUGACACUAGCAAAGAUGGGGGUGGAGUUCUAAUAGCCAUAAAUAACCAAUACAUCAGCUCUGAAGUUGAGGUCCUCGCACCACCUCAGGAUUGCGAAAUAAUCUGGGCCAAGAUAGACAUUGUAGGCAGUACGUCACUAUAUCUCUGCUCCUACUACAAACCUAAGACCACAGACGAUAGAAGUUCCGGAGGUUUUGAUAUAUCCAUUAGGCGUGCCACCCAAAUUCAAAAUGCCUCCUUCCUCAUUGGGGGAGACUUUAACCUCCCAGGCAUUGACUGGAAAAAUAUGCAACUCAAACCAAAUUGUGCUAAUCAAGCUAUCCAUACAGAUUUCCUCAGCCUUUUAGACGACACUGGACUUACCCAGCUGGUAACUGAUCCCACCCGAAAUGAAAACACUCUUGAUCUCCUCAUCACCAAUUCAUCCACCCUCUUCCAACGUUUAGAAAUCAUGCCCGGUAUCUCAGAUCACGAUAUUGUUUUCGCUGAAAUGCAGUGUACCCCUAGAAAAAUAGCCCAGAAACCCCGCCAAAUUCCACUCUAUAGAAAAGCAAACUGGGACCAAAUUAAAGUUAAAUUGAACUCUACAUUUGUAUCUCUCCCAGACGGGGACCAGAAUGAUGUUAACUAUCUCUGGAAUCACUUCAAAAACACUGUCUCUGAAUGCAUAAGGGAAUUUAUUCCACAUCGAAACGCCAAAAGCAAAGAUGGAAACCCAUGGAUAACACCCAAAAUUAAGCGCCUGAUCAGCACCAAAUUUAGACUUUACAAAAAAAUGAAAAAAUCAGGACGCACAGAAGAUAGAGACAAAUACAAAUUACUAAAGAGCAACACACAAAAACUCAUUAGGCAGUCAUAUUGGAAAUAUAUUGAAGAUGUUGUCUCCCCCCCUAUUUCUUCUUCUGGCGAAAACGACUACUCACCAAUGAAACGCUUCUGGACAUACAUUAAACACAAAAAAGCAAACUAUUCAGGUGUCCCCUCUUUAAAAAGUGAUGGGAAACUAAUAACUGAUCCCUCAACAAAGGCAGACAUCUUAAAUAAACAAUUUCAGUCUGUGUUUACACCAUCAGAACACUUCUCAGAUGCACAGCUCACACAAAAAUAUAACCUGGGCCUUCCAACAUUUCCACCCAUUGAAGACAUCACCAUCACUGUAGAGGGUGUAAAGAAACUCCUCCUAAACCUUAAACCCGCAAAGGCCCCAGGCCCAGACGGUAUCAAACCAAAAAUUUUUGAAAGAACUUGCAACAGAAAUAGCUCCAAUACUGGCACACAUUUUCCAACAGUCUCUAAAUACUGGCGUAGUCCCUCUUGA
Molecule: messenger RNA, 1536 nt
Organism: Pecten maximus
Lineage: Eukaryota; Metazoa; Mollusca; Bivalvia; Pectinida; Pectinidae
Exons: 1
Coding region: 1-1536 (511 amino acids)
Molecular function (GO): catalytic activity
Source: RefSeq, a predicted model, not a curated record